UUUUUCCUGGAGAGAACUGAGAAGGUUGGAAUCGGUGGAAAGAUCGGCAUUUUCUAGCAUCAUGACGUUGGAAAGUUGGAUGAGGUGAGAUUUGAUUUGGGUUUUCUCUGAAAAGACCAGAAGCUUCGAAUCAACGGAGAGACGGUGAGUUUUCUGGCAUUGGUGUGUUGGGAAGUCAGACGAGGUGAGUUUUGAAUUGGGUUUUAUCGGAAUAUCAGAAGGUUGGGAUUAUGGAAAGAUCAGCAUUUUGGAGUGUUUCUAUGUCGGGAAGUCGGCUGAGGUGAGAUUCGAACUGGGUUUUCUCUGAAAAGACUGGAAUCUUUGAAGAUGUUGUGAGGUCAGAUGAAGUUAGAUUUGCAUUUUUUUUUUCCCUUUCCAAUGGAAGACAUUUUCUAGAAUUGAUCUGUUGGAAAGUGUGAUGAGGUGAGAUUUGAAUUGGGUUUUCUCUGGUGAUACCGGAGGCUUUGAAUCGAUGGUGUCUUUUUUCCCGCUUUAUAUGUCCAAGAAGUUUGAUGAUGUGAAAUUUGAGUUGGGUUUUCUCUGGAAAGACUGGAAGCUUUGAAUCGAUGGAGAGAUUAUGUCUUAGGUGAGGUGAGAUUUGAAUUGGGUUUUUGUCGUCAAGGACAGAAUCUUUUAGACUGAUGGACUUGUGGUGAGGUCUGUCAAUGAUAAGUUGGAAAGACGGAUGAAGUGAGAAUUGAAUGUGCUUUUCCACCAGAGAGACUGGAAGCUUCAAAUUGACAGCGAUAUUUUGAAUUGAAGCAGCAAGCAGCAAAUAUGUUCAGGGCAACGAAAUGGAGGAGCAAGAAGAACAUGAUCAAAGCCAUAUUCAAACUGCAAUUCUGGGCAACACAGGUGCCGCAGUUAGGAUGGGAUUCUUUGAUGGUGUCUCUAGUUCCUGUGGAAGUUGGAAAACCAACAGCAAAAUCAGAAAAAGCUGCAAUUCAUGAAGGAAACUGCCAAUGGGAGAAUCCGAUCUAUGAAACAGUGAGAUUCACCAAGGAGUCAAAAUAUGGAAAGAUAAACAAGAAAAUUUACCGGUUUCUCAUUUUGACCGGAUCAUUGAAAGCUGGUUUGCUGGGAGAAGUCACCAUUGAUUUUGCGGAUUAUGCUGAAGCUAUAAAACCUUCCUCUGUCUCAUUACCCCUUAAGGCUUCAAAUUCAGGCGGAGUUCUUCAUGUUAGAAUUCAGAGAAUCCGAACAACUGCUGAUGCAAGGGAAAUGGAAGAAAAUGGAGAUGUGACGGUGAGACCGCAUGGUAGGACCUUGAAGAGCGAAUUAAGCAAUUGCGACACAGAUGGAAGCUGUAACACUUGUAGUGACAUUAGCAACUGCAAUUGUACUGAAGAUAGCUCAUCCGUUACAGGGAUAAUGCAAUCGAGCUUAUCUCAUGACAAAGCAACAUCUCAGUGUGCUGAAUCUGAUGGCAUUCUGAGAGCAUCUAGCUGCUCUGAUUCUACAUCAGCAUCCAAUUGCAGCUCAGGAAAAGAAACCCCACAAGAACUUGGAUUCAAGAACAGCAAUAUCCAUCGGGACGUGUCCUGCUUGCCAUUGUCUGUCAGCAACAAUGCUCUGCCCCUAAAACGAACAGCCGAUGCCGUUCAUUCAGUUACAGACUUUAGGCAGCAUCGGAGGUUGAACACAGAGUGGUCAGUCAGUUCAGCUCCGGAUGGAAGUCUAGAUGACUCAACAAACAGUUUCGAAGGCACCCAUUUGAAAGAAAGGCCGCAGGCUUCGGAUGUCUCCGUAGAAAAUCUAAAAAAUGAGAUGAUAGUUUUGGCGAGACAAGCAGAUGUGUCAGAGCUGGAAUUACAGACUCUUAGAAAACAGAUUGCAAAGGAGAGACGCACUGUGCAGGAUCUUUCAUGGGAAGUUCGUAGCCUCAAGGAGGAGAGAGAUGGGCUUAACAGAGAGUGCGAAAAACUCAAGGUCUCGCAACAGAAUUCUGAAAGUGGAAAGGUUUCGGCCGGGUUGAAAUUUGAAAGGGAGGAUUUGAGGAAUUUACUAGUAGAAAUCGAACAAGAGCUGGACUAUGCGAAAGUUCUGAACAUCAAUCUUCAGUUACAGCUACAGAAGACCCAAGAAUCAAACUCUGAGCUGAUUCGCACUGUUCAAGACUUAGAAGAACGGUUGGAGAAGAAAAACAAGGGAAUCCAAGAAGCAGAAUCAGGAAAUGGUGAUCCGCUUUCGCUGCCAUCUGAGAUGAAUCGAGAAGAUCACAACGUGCCUAUUUCCAACAUAGAAUACUCGCUACAAUGGAAGAUUGUACAGCUUUGUAAUGAAAUAGAGGUAUAUAGGAAAGACAGAGAAGAGCUCGAGACACAAAUGGAACAGCUUGCUCUAGACUACGAGAUCUUGAAACUGGAAAAUCACAGCAUGACUUUGAAACUCGAGCAAACCCAGCUGCAAGAACAGCUGACGAUGCCGUCUGAAUGCUCGGCCUAUUUGGCUGUUAUGGAUGACCUUGAAGUCCAAGUCGAGAGCUUGGAGAAAGAACUUGAGAAACGGGUAGAAGUAUUUGAAGCUGAUUUGGCAACCAUUGGACGUGCCAAAGUUGAGCAGGAGCAACGGGCCAUUCGAGCGGAGGAGGCAUUGAGAAAGAUGAGAUGGAACAAUGCUAGCACUGCCGAACGGCUUCAGGAAGAAUUCAAUAAUCUUGCAAUGCAAAUGUCACUUGCACUUGAUGCGAGUGAAAGGCGGGCCAUGCAAGCAGUUACUGAAGCCAAAGAAUUGCGUUUGCAGAAAGUUCAUCAAGAAAACUUGUUGGUGAAGGCUAAUGAGGAACUCGGGUUGGCUAGAGUCCGAUUUGAAGUGAAACUGAAAGAGCUUUCGGAUAAAAUGAAUUUAGAAGCAAAACAAAUGGAUAAGCUUAGACAGGAACUUGAAGAGAAGUCUAAUGAGCUUGAGAAUUUAAAGAAACCCAAGGAAGCAGGGGAAAGGGCCUUCUUGGAAGAAAUCGGAAUGCUCCGAAUGGAGAUAGAAAGGCUAGAGCGAGAGAAAAACAACCUUUCCGAACGGGGAAGAGAGGAAGCACUGAAAGAAGCAGAUGAUGUGAUGUGUAUGAAGGAUGGAAAUGAGAAGAUGGUUGGAAUUCUAAGAUCAGAGGUGGCCAGCCUUCAAAAUGAAUAUAAUCAAUUGAAGCAGUCCUUGUUAAAGGAUGGGUUAGAGAAAGAGAACCUAAGGAAGCAGGUAGAGAUAAAUGUAAAUGAAGCUGCGCUGAAAAACACAACUCAUCCAUUUUUAACGAUGGAAAAGGAUCUUUGCAAGAGGAUUGAAGAACUAGAAAAGGUUACACAAGAGCUCAAUGAGAAUAACCCAAGUUGCAAAGAUAAAUUUGACAAGAUGAGCGACGUGAAAGAUGUUGAGGAUGGAACUGGAAAUCCUGACAACUGCAAAUAUGGAAGAAAUAAGGCUGGAAAUUUGCUGGAGCCUGAGAUGGGAGCUACAGCAUGCAUUCCUGAUCGAAAUGCAAUUGAUGUAGCUCGAAUGACAAGCACUGAUGGAAGCGAUGCAGAGAAAGGCCCGGAAAUCUCAGCAGGCUGCGCUGGCGAUCACAGCGACAAUGAUGGAUUGCUGAGGGAAAUGGCAUUACUUAAAGAGAGGAACAAAUCCAUGGAAUGUGAGCUGAAAGAAAUGCAAGGAAGAUACUCUGAGAUGAGUCUCAAUUUUGCCGAAGUUGAAGGCGAGCGGCAACAACUACUAAUCACCAUCCGUUGUCUUAAGAAUGCAAAUAUGAAUUAAGAUUUGAGGCCUGUUGUUUUGCAGGGUUUGUAGAGUAAGCUUAUUGUACAGUGCAGUUUGCGGAGCCCGCUGUGAUGUUGGGGCCAUAUCCAAUCCAUCCAUAAGGUGCGCCUCUUCAAGUUCAUUGUGUCUAAAAAAUUAGUCCGAUCCAAAACACAGGUGGGUCACACCCUGGGAAUGGUUGUGAUGCGGACACCCACCAUUAAAACCUUUGGGAUUGUGUGUUAGGUACAUGUGCUUUUUAUACCAUCCAAUCCAUUCACAAUA
Molecule: messenger RNA, 4008 nt
Organism: Magnolia sinica
Lineage: Eukaryota; Viridiplantae; Streptophyta; Magnoliopsida; Magnoliales; Magnoliaceae
Exons: 9
Coding region: 778-3741 (987 amino acids)
Source: RefSeq, a predicted model, not a curated record